AUGGUGGUGCAGCAGGUGGCACAAGGUCGGUGGCAGGUGACUGGGCAGGGCCGCAGAGGCACACCACAAGGCUCUUCAUCCAGGCCGUGGCGGCCCUGGCGUAAGGGCCUCCAGCAGCUCUAUGAGGGUCGGGCGUCGAGGGCGGCGCCGGACUCCGUGGGGCUCUGCAUCACCAACAGUGCAUGUGAGAAGGCUGGGCAGUGGCGAAAGGCCAUGUUCGCACUUCGAGACGCUGGAGAUUCUCAGGUCUCCCCCGACGAGUUUUCCUGGAGCCCCGUUUUGCGGGGCUGUAGCAGUUGGCCGCAGGCUUGCGCUUUACUGAUGGCGUUGCCCCAAGAGCGCCUGAACUUUGGCGGGGUUUGCGCCAGUUCGGCCAUCUCCACCCAAUUUUUUCCCUGGCACUUGGCCCAGUCUUUGCUGAGGAGCAUGACCGAGGCCUCACAGCAGCUGAACCUCGUGGCCUUCAACGCCUUGGCCACGGCGGCCGCGGCGGACCGCCGCGCGGCGCUCGGCGGCGCUCGCAGCGAGCUGCUUCGCCCGGUGGAUUGGAGCGCUGCGCUGGGGCACCUCGAGCGCUGGCGUGGGCGCUCGUUGGGGUCGGACGAAGUGAGCGUUCUGGCGAUCUACAAGGCUGGACCGCUCUGGGACCUUGGUCUUCACCCUCACGGCGUAUUUGGGCAGCUCUCCUCCAUGGCCACUGGCAGUGCAUCUUCAGACACGACUGUCCUUUGCAGGGCCAUGGACCCUGCGGAUGCCCUCCGUGCAUCAAACGGCUUGAGUGCCUGUGCAGUAGCGCGGCAGUGGAGAUGGAGUCUGCAUGUCUUGCAGCAGCUGGAGAGGCGGACCUCCAGCGAUGCGGUCUGUGUGCAUGGUGCGGCCAAGGGUUGCACUUCGAACUGGGCUCUCUCACUGCAAGUGCUGCAUCGCAGCUGGGAGCGGAGGAUCAGGCGAGAUGUGGUGGGAUAUGGCACCCUGAUCAGUGCCGUGGAGUCGUGGCCGAUGGCGCUGCGAUGCCUGGAAGAGAUGUCCCUGCACGAGGUCUCCGCUUCCCGCGUGGCGCGCAACGCCGCGCUCGCGGCCGCGGCCCCGGCGCCGGGCGCGUCGGUCGCGGAGGCGAACGCGGAGGCGACGGAGGCGACGGAGGCGACGUGGCGCCGGGCAGUGCAGCUCUUCGGAGCGGAGCAGCAACCAGGGGAGAUCACUUUCCGAGCGCUGCUGGGAUCUUUGGAAGAAAGUGGCCAAGAUGCCCGGGCACUGGACCUGCUAUGGGCCGCCGACGCUGCAGGAGUGGUGACCUCCGGCUCCUUCUACCUCUGGGCCUUGGGCCGCUUGGGCGUCGCCGAUCCCAGGUGUCUCCAGGAUGCGUUGCGUUUUGCCGUCCAGCGUUUGCAGACCGUCACCUCCCCGCAGGAACUCGCCACUCUGCUGUGGUCAGCAUCUUCACUGGGCAUCAGCUGUCCACGCUUGACAGCAUGGGUCACUGCAGAGUCGAAGCGGCAGCUGAGGUCCAGUUCUGCCUUCACCACGCCCAGUUCUGCCUUCACAUUGACAGACCUGCUCUUCCUCGCCCUGGGCUGUGGCGACCUCCUCAGCACCGCCUUGUACGCGCGCGACGCGUCGUGCCACGCGUUGCAGCUGGGUGACGCACUCGUGCAGGAGCAACUGCGGCGCUUCCAGCGUUGGCAGGACAUCCCCACUGCAGCGCUGCCGACCAGCUCUGGCGCAAUUGCGCAGAUGGCAGAGGAGAUGCUCGGAGUGGUCUGGGCGUUGAACUUCGCUCGCCUGGGAGCCUCCUUGGGCUCUCCUGCACGGGCGGCCAUGCGCAGGUUGUCCCAAAUCUUGGAUGGGCCGAAGGUGAAGCGCCUGGCGCAGCAAACCAUGGUGCCGGCGGAGCCCCUGUCAUCGGAUGCCUUCCAGGAGAGCAUCACGCUGCGCUUGGUCGACGACAAGCCUGUGUUUCAGAUGCUGGAGGAUCGUCUCUUGAUCCUGAAGCCCUGCGGCUGGGAGACCACUGGACAUGCUGACGCCCCACAGCUGCCCGACUUCCUGCAGGCCUCCGGCCUCGAUCGCCCCGUGCUGCGCGAUCGGCCGCACCAGUGCGGCUUUGUGCACCGCUUGGACGUGCCUUCGAGUGGAUUGCUGCUUUGUGGGCUCACUUACGAGGCCUACUAUGACCUGAAGCUGCAGCUGACUUUGGGCCAGUUGCAGCGCGAGUAUUUGGUGCUCUGCCAUGGCCUGGCGCCAGCUCGAGAUGCGAUCCGCGCACGGGUGACAUGGAAGGAGGCGGAUCGUGGCCCGAGCCGCGUGGGCCGCGGAAAGCCCAGCGUGACCUAUGUGCAACGUCUGGCCGCCGGAGUGCUCCAUCGGGCGCAGGCGUGUGCGCUUUUGGGCCUAACCUUGGGCUCGGGGCGGAGGCAUCAGAUCCGUGCGCAGCUGGCGCACGUGGGGCAUCCAGUGCUGUGUGACGGGAAGUACUGCGCUGAAGAGACCUUCCGCUUGGACAGUCCCCUUUGCCCACAGCACUGUCUCCACCGCGCCGGACUCGGCGUUGGCGCGCGCCUUGGCCGCCCAAAGCAGGUCUUCCGUGCGCCCCUGCCGCCGGUCUUCGCACGACUGCUACAGGCCAUCGAGGGCAAGACGCGUGAAGAUCAAGAGGUCCUACAGAGGUCGAGUGAAGACACGUGAAGACCACCGGUCUUUUCCCAACCUCCCCUGAGCUCUGCAGCGGUCUUUCGGUAGAUUAUGAGAACGUGAGUAAUUAUGUUCCGUAUGUUCCUUGGGG
Molecule: messenger RNA, 2782 nt
Organism: Durusdinium trenchii
Lineage: Eukaryota; Dinophyceae; Suessiales; Symbiodiniaceae
Source: the annotation of a GenBank genome assembly